AUGAUCAAUUACGAGGCACCACUGCCGCCGCUCGACGCGUUCAUCACCUCCCUGGUGGAGCGGUCUCACGUCCAAGUCCCGACCCUCAUGUCGAGCUUGGUCUAUCUGGCCCGUCUCCGAAAGCGUCUGCCCACCGUCGCCAAGGGCAUGCGCUGUACCGUGCACCGCAUCUUCCUCGCCUCGCUCAUUCUCGCCGCCAAGAAUCUCAAUGACUCGUCGCCCAAGAACAAGCAUUGGGCGCGCUACAGCUUCGUUCGCGGAUACGAUGGCUUCGGCUUCUCCGUGACCGAGGUCAACCUGAUGGAGAAGCAGCUCCUCUUCUUGCUCGACUGGGACCUUCGCAUCACCCAAGACGAUCUCUACCAACACUUUGAGCCCUUUCUCGCCCCCGUUCGUGCCCAGCAGCUGCGACAACAGGAAAAG
Messenger RNA from Xylona heveae TC161, 423 nucleotides. RefSeq lists its product as hypothetical. The record is from RefSeq and is a predicted model, not a curated record. Gene Ontology annotation, molecular function: cyclin-dependent protein serine/threonine kinase regulator activity; protein kinase binding. Lineage: Eukaryota; Fungi; Ascomycota; Xylonomycetes; Xylonales; Xylonaceae. Gene Ontology annotation, cellular component: nucleus; cyclin-dependent protein kinase holoenzyme complex. The transcript has a single exon. The annotation marks the transcript as partial. Gene Ontology annotation, biological process: regulation of cyclin-dependent protein serine/threonine kinase activity.